AUGGCCUUCGCUUUCCGUGCUUCAGCCCCAUUACUCCGACAACUGGUGCCCGCAACACGCGCGGGGCUUGACACGCCACAAGCGUUCUUGCAGAGCAUUGGCCGCAAGAUGGACACGAAAGUGUCGCCGGAGUCUUGGGACGAAUUGUUCAAGCUUGAGAGUGAGAAGUUGAAGGCGGAUGGUGUUGACGUGCGCGAUAGGAGGUAUUUGUUGUGGUCGUUAGAGAAGUUCCGUGCCGGAGAGGACCCGAAGAGCUUUGCGCACGAAGCAAGGGGGAAGAAGAAGAUUCGUGGACAUGGUCCGUCCGUGCAGGGUGGGAAGCGAAUCCGUUCGAGGAGAAAGCAGUAG
Messenger RNA from Peniophora sp. CBMAI 1063, 348 nucleotides. The record is from the annotation of a GenBank genome assembly. Lineage: Eukaryota; Fungi; Basidiomycota; Agaricomycetes; Russulales; Peniophoraceae.